Messenger RNA from Aspergillus puulaauensis, 1599 nucleotides. RefSeq names its product sugar porter family MFS transporter. Gene Ontology annotation, cellular component: membrane. Gene Ontology annotation, molecular function: carbohydrate:proton symporter activity. The record is from RefSeq and is a predicted model, not a curated record. Gene Ontology annotation, biological process: carbohydrate transport; transmembrane transport. Lineage: Eukaryota; Fungi; Ascomycota; Eurotiomycetes; Eurotiales; Aspergillaceae. The transcript has 3 exons. The coding region runs from base 1 to 1599 and encodes 532 amino acids.
AUGUCCAUUCUCUCGCUGGUCGAGGACCGGCCAACCCCCAAGGAAGUCUACAACUGGCGCGUCUACCUGCUCGCUGCCGUCGCCUCCUUCACAUCAUGCAUGAUCGGGUAUGACAGCGCGUUCAUCGGCACAACUCUCAGUCUGCAGUCCUUCAAGGAUGAGUUCAACUGGGAGAGCCUGGACUCCGACCUGGUCAGUGCCAACAUUGUCUCGCUGUACCAGGCUGGUGCUUUCUUCGGCGCUCUCUUCGCGUACCCAACCGGCCACUUCUUCGGCCGCCGAUGGGGUCUGAUGGCCUCUGCUCUGGUCUUCUUCCUCGGUGCUGGUCUUAUGCUGGGUGCCAAUGGCGAUCGCGGACUCGGCCUGAUCUACGGCGGACGAGUUCUGGCGGGCAUUGGUGUUGGUGCUGGCUCCAACCUCUGUCCGAUCUAUAUCUCUGAGAUGGCGCCUCCUGCGAUUCGUGGUCGUCUUGUUGGUGUCUACGAGCUGGGAUGGCAGCUGGGUGGUGUUGUUGGCUUCUGGAUUAACUACGGUGUCGACGAGACCCUCGCCCCAAGCCACAAGCAAUGGCUCAUCCCCUUCGCAGUGCAGCUCAUCCCCGCUGGUCUGCUCAUCAUCGGCGCCCUCUUCAUCCGGGAAUCGCCUCGAUGGCUCUUCCUCCAGGGCCACCGGGACAGUGGUGUUGAGACACUCGCGUGGAUCCGCAACCUCCCCGCCGACCAUAUCUACAUGAUGGAGGAAGUCGGCAUGAUCGAGCAGUCGCUCGAGCAGCAGCGGAUCAAGAUCGGCCUCGGCUUCUGGAAGCCUUUCAAGGCCGCCUGGACCAACAAGCGUAUCCUCUACCGUCUCUUCCUCGGUUCGAUGCUGUUCCUGUGGCAGAACGGCUCUGGUAUCAAUGCUAUCAACUACUACAGCCCGACUGUCUUCAAGAGUAUCGGCGUCACCGGCGGAAACACCAGCCUUCUCACCACCGGCAUCUUCGGUGUCGUCAAGGCCGUCAUCACCUUCUUCUGGCUGCUCUACCUCAUCGACCACAUGGGCCGUCGCAACCUUCUCCUCGUCGGUGCCGCCGGCGGUUCAAUCUGUCUGUGGAUCGUGGGAGGGUAUAUCAAGAUCGCAAAGCCUGAGAAUAACCCAGAGGGCACGGAGCUCGACAGCGGUGGCAUUGCUGCCAUCUUCUUCUUCUACCUCUGGACAGCCUUCUACACGCCCUCGUGGAACGGUACCCCAUGGGUCAUCAACUCCGAAAUGUUCGACCCCACCGUCCGCUCGCUCGCACAAGCCUGCGCCGCCGCCUCAAACUGGCUGUGGAACUUUCUCAUCUCGCGCUUCACGCCGCAGAUGUUCACAUCGAUGGGAUAUGGCGUGUACUUUUUCUUCGCGUCGCUCAUGAUCCUGUCUAUUGUGUUUGUGUUCUUCCUUAUCCCUGAGACGAAGGGGAUUCCGCUGGAGAGCAUGGAGUCGCUCUUUGAGAAGAAGCCCGUCUGGCAUGCACAUGGCGAGUUGCUUAAGGAGCUGCGCGACAACGAGGAACAGUUUAGGUCUGAGGUUGAGGAGAACUUUAAGGGGAGGGGAGGGGUGCAUGUUGAGGAGGCUUGA